CUUACGCUUCCCAACUGCCUUUGUUCAGAUUACAUUUUCUUCUUCUCAGCCAAACACUUACCACUCUCGCCGCCGACGGCGCCGGUGCUCUUCUCCGAUCACCUCCGCCUCAUUCAUUUCCCAAUUGCUCUCUCCAGCGGAAAUUGUGAGCGAGUCUCCGGAGAAUGGGAGGUUGAAGAAGAUCAAUAGAAGAUUUGCUGAUUAAGGAAGAGAGAGAUUUUUUAAAAUGGCUCCUGUUAGUAAAGCUGAUAAGAAAGCAGCAGUAGAUGCUGCUGCUUGGAUGUUCAAUGUCGUCACUUCUGUUGGUAUCAUCAUUGUCAAUAAAGCUUUAAUGGCGACUUAUGGUUAUAGCUUUGCUACAACCUUGACCGGUUUACAUUUCGCUACCACAACUCUGAUGACGAUUGUUCUAAGAUGUCUUGGUUACAUUCAGCCUUCUCAUCUUCCAUUUACGGAGCUUAUGAGAUUUAUUCUGUUUGCAAACUUCUCCAUCGUUGGUAUGAACGUCAGUCUUAUGUGGAACUCUGUGGGUUUCUAUCAGAUUGCAAAGCUCAGCAUGAUUCCUGUAUCCUGCUUGUUGGAGAUGGUUUUCGAUAAGAUCCGUUACUCAAGAGACACAAAGCUUAGCAUAGGACUGGUUCUUGUCGGUGUUGGUGUUUGCACUGUUACUGAUGUUAGUGUGAAUAGCAAAGGCUUUCUAGCCGCUUUUGUUGCUGUGUGGAGCACUUCUCUGCAACAAUACUAUGUACAUUACCUUCAGCGCAAGUACUCGCUUAGCUCAUUCAACCUAUUGGGACAUACCGCUCCAGCUCAAGCCGCAACAUUGCUUGUAGUUGGCCCGUUUCUUGAUUAUUGGCUGACAGAAAAAAGAGUAGACAUGUACGACUACAACUUGGUCUCCGUGCUGUUUAUAACCCUGUCGUGCACGAUAGCAAUCGGGACCAACCUAAGCCAGUUCAUCUGCAUCGGGAGAUUCACAGCUGUGUCGUUCCAAGUCCUGGGACACAUGAAGACGAUCUUGGUGCUGAUAAUGGGAUUCUUCUUCUUUGGUAGAGAAGGUCUAAACUUGCAUGUGGUUAUUGGAAUGGUUAUUGCAGUACUCGGUAUGAUCUGGUACGGUAAUGCCUCUUCCAAGCCUGGAGGCAAAGAGCGACGAAGCUAUUCUCUUCCAACGACUCGUCAACAGAAACUCGGAGCUGCUUCGGAUUCUGACGACAAUGAAGACAAGGCUUAGUAGUAGUAUAGUAAGUAGUAAAUUAUCAGGAACAUCACAUAGUGACAUCUCUGUUCUGAGUUCUGAGUUGUUCUUUUUUUAGCUUAAUUUAUGAUCCUCGUGCUAAUUUUGCUUUGGUGCGAUAAAAACGAUUAUUUUUUUUUUCUACACAGACGAUUGAGAUUUUUUGUAAUGUUUUUGCGGAAUCAAGCUACAAUUAUAAGAAAUUUUCUCUUUA
Eutrema salsugineum is the source of this 1451-nucleotide messenger RNA. Its product is annotated as UDP-rhamnose/UDP-galactose transporter 6. The record is from RefSeq and is a predicted model, not a curated record. Gene Ontology annotation, molecular function: antiporter activity; UDP-galactose transmembrane transporter activity. Gene Ontology annotation, cellular component: Golgi apparatus. Lineage: Eukaryota; Viridiplantae; Streptophyta; Magnoliopsida; Brassicales; Brassicaceae. The coding region runs from base 227 to 1234 and encodes 335 amino acids. The transcript has 6 exons.